AUGGCCGCCGCCACCGCAGCCGCCGUCUCCUCCCCGGCGGUCACCGCCCCCUUGCCUCGCGCCGCCUCGUCCGCGGCGCGCCGGGGCUUCGUCUCCUUCAGCGGGGCCGCCGCCCGUCCGUCCGCGCUCCGAUCCGACCGCCUCCGGGCAGCCGCCGCCGGCUUCUCCUCCGGUGUGCGCACCCACGUUGCUGCUGUUGAACAAGCAGUUGUGCAAGAUGCUACAGAGGUGGAAGCUCCAGUUGUUGUUGUUACGGGUGCUUCCAGAGGGAUUGGAAAAGCCGUUGCAUUGGCUCUUGGAAAAGCUGGCUGCAAGGUCCUAGUGAAUUAUGCACGAUCCUCGAAAGAGGCUGAAGCAGUCUCCGAAGAGAUUGAAGCAUCUGGUGGUCAGGCUAUUACCUUUGGAGGAGAUGUUUCUAAAGAAGCUGAUGUAGAAUCUAUGAUGAAAGCAGCUCUUGAUAAAUGGGGAACAAUUGACAUCCUGGUAAAUAAUGCAGGGAUUACGAGGGAUACAUUGUUGAUGAGGAUGAAGAAAUCUCAGUGGCAAGAUGUAAUUGAUCUAAAUCUUACUGGUGUUUUCCUCUGUACACAGGCUGCCACAAAAGUAAUGAUGAAGAAGAAAAAGGGAAGAGUCAUCAACAUAGCAUCAGUUGUUGGUCUUACUGGCAAUGCUGGCCAAGCUAAUUACAGUGCUGCCAAGGCUGGAGUCAUUGGUUUCACUAAAACAGUUGCUAGGGAAUAUGCAAGCAGGAAUAUCAAUGUGAAUGCAAUCGCACCUGGAUUCAUAGCAUCAGACAUGACCGCGGAACUUGGAGAGGAGGUUGAGAAGAGAAUCUUGUCGACUAUUCCCUUGGGGAGGUAUGGCCAGCCAGAGGAAGUUGCUGGGUUGGUUGAGUUCUUGGCCCUGAAUCCCGCGGCCAGCUACAUCACUGGACAGGUGCUUACCAUCGAUGGUGGGAUGGUAAUGUGA
Molecule: messenger RNA, 969 nt
Organism: Triticum turgidum subsp. durum (durum wheat)
Lineage: Eukaryota; Viridiplantae; Streptophyta; Magnoliopsida; Poales; Poaceae
Source: the annotation of a GenBank genome assembly